UAACCGUUCGCGAAUAAAAUGCGAUCGAAAUGUACGCAUAUUGAACUAAGACUGAUCUAAAAUUAUAUGUAAAAUGUUAUUUUAAACGACAUCAGUUUCCGUGGACGAGUUGAGCGGUGUCACGUUGUAUAAUGUGAUCAAUUAAAAUGUAUCGUGCAAAUCAAAAUGGUCAACCUCAAAGGGUAAAUGCUGAGCCACUUCAUCAAAAUCUAGCUAAUGGAAGGCAACCUGCCCCUAUGAAUAUUCCAAUGACAGUCUCAGAGCAAUUUAGAGAAUCAUGGCUCACUGCUAUCAUCGGGCUCAUUAUGUUCGCAACUGGCAUGUGCCUUUUAUUUUGGAACGAGGGAAGAGCAGUGAAGGUGGCACAUUCGUUAGAUGAAGCUUUACAUAAUGUAGCAGUGCUUUCAAAUUCAAUGAAGCUAUUGCCUGAAUAUGAAGGACGCUUAAUAUAUUUAUCAGGUCCAUUGAAGAUAUCAGAACCUUUAACAGAACCAGAUUAUGGAGUCAUUGUAUCUAGUAUUAAACUGAAACGAAGAGUUCAAAUGUAUCAGUGGGUUGAGAUAGAAGAAGAGCGAAGCUUUGGUGGGGUAACAGAGGAAGAAAAACAUUAUUAUUAUACAACAGAAUGGAAGGACAAACUUGUUGAUUCUGAUCAAUUUUAUAUUAGAACUGGUCAUGAGAAUCCAAAAGAAAUGCCUAUUAAAAGUCAAAUACAAAUUGCAGAUGAAGCUCAAAUUGGAGUGUUUACUCUUGGGACUGAAUUGAAAAAAAAAUUUAACGACUUUAUUGAGGUUACCAGUGAUGAAAGACCAGAGCGUAAAGAUAUUAAAAUGCAUUCUGGUUUAUACUAUCAUAGUUCUGAUUUAUGGAACUCCCAGGUAGGAGACAUACGUAUACAGUUUUCCUAUGCAGGAAAAGGGGGAGAUGUUUACUCUAUUGUUGGGAUGUUACUAAAAGGAACUAUUGUACCAUAUAUUACAUCUCAUGGUGAAGAGAUUUUACUUCAAAGAAAGCACAAAGUGUCAGUAGAUCAAAUGUUUCAUUUAGAACAUGUGCACAACUACUGGCGCACAUGGAGUAUCAGAGGUCUUGGUUGGUUAGUAUUAUUUUUAGCGGCGACAUGUUUAGCAAAUAUACUAAGAACAGUAAUUUUGAACUCGACAUUCUUAUGCGGAAUUAUUGCAAUUGAAUCUUUAACAAUGUCAGUAUCUAUGUCUAUUAGUCUGUUAGUGAUUGGUUUUGCUUGGGUAUGGUAUCGACCGGUAAUAGGCCUUUGUCUAGCAUUGGCAUCAAUUUUACCAUUCAUCUAUUCAACAUUAACAUCAGCAUCUCAAUCACAACAACGUGAUACGUAUAGAAGACUAUGAAUUUACAUUAAGAAACUACAGUUUAUUUAUGUACAUAUAAUAAUUUGUAAAAAGUUUUCCAUCAUA
This is a messenger RNA of Hylaeus volcanicus, 1433 nucleotides long. RefSeq names its product transmembrane protein 43 homolog (gene Tmem43). Bases 147 to 1367 code for a protein of 406 amino acids. The record is from RefSeq and is a predicted model, not a curated record. The transcript is spliced from 6 exons. Gene Ontology annotation, biological process: nuclear membrane organization. Gene Ontology annotation, cellular component: nuclear inner membrane. Lineage: Eukaryota; Metazoa; Arthropoda; Insecta; Hymenoptera; Colletidae.